Camelus dromedarius (Arabian camel) is the source of this 4604-nucleotide messenger RNA. RefSeq names its product mannosyl-oligosaccharide glucosidase (gene MOGS). The record is from RefSeq and is a predicted model, not a curated record. Lineage: Eukaryota; Metazoa; Chordata; Mammalia; Artiodactyla; Camelidae. Gene Ontology annotation, molecular function: Glc3Man9GlcNAc2 oligosaccharide glucosidase activity. Gene Ontology annotation, biological process: protein N-linked glycosylation; oligosaccharide metabolic process. Gene Ontology annotation, cellular component: endoplasmic reticulum membrane. Bases 1873 to 4392 code for a protein of 839 amino acids. The transcript is spliced from 4 exons.
UCUGGGCACUGGCUGCUGUGUACUUUGCCAAAUACAUUUCCCAUAGCCUUUCUACCGCAUUACUAUUCUGCUUCUCUACUUAAAAGGGUAAUAUCUUCAAAGAGCUGUUUUUUACCCUCCCACUUUAAAGAAAGAAAUCUAUCAGGAGACAGCAUAGUGUAGUAAACAGCCAGAAUGCCUGGGAUUGAAAUCCUAGCUUUUCCCUUAAGUAGCUAGGUAAUUUUGGACACAUUACUUAGUCUCUCAGUGCCUGUUCCCUCAUUUAUAAAAUGGGGAUGGUAGUACCUACCUCAUGGGACUAUUGAGAGGAUUAAAAGAAUUGCUACCUGUAAACUGCCUGGAACAUUGGGGGAGCAUUGGGAGAGCCUGAGGUUAUAGUAGAAAGAAUACUGAACCUAGACUUGAGUUUGAGAGGUCCAUAGUUAACUGGUUGUUAUCUUUGGCCAGAUUUAACUACACUCCUCAUCUGUAGAAACCAAGAUGGUCCAGACGUUGCUGUAAACAUGGAUUGAGUGCUGGCAUUGUGCUUCUAGGUUGUGAACUGGAGGUUGGGGCUGUUUUCUCUGUAUCCCCAGCACUUUGCAUAGAGCCUGAUACAGAGUGUGCAAAAAAUAUUUGUUGAAUUUACAAAUAUUUAGUAUCAACCUUUUGACUGUAACUGAUUAGUAUUGGGUUACAAAGAUGAAUGAUGGUACUUAGGUUUGUACUAAGUGCUGCAGUACCAGGUGCAAUGGUAGCAAGAAAGGUAAGAGAACGGACCAAUCAUUGGGUUUGGUGAUUGUUAAAUGAGUAAUAAGUCUACAAGUGGCAGUGGGGCCAGAAAUCAGACUAUAAUGAAAUAAGAAGUGGGCAUGCAGCAUAAAUGUGUUACAGAAUUUGGAUGGGAGGUGUGAUAAUAGCUAGAAUUGCAUAAGGGUGUGGAGUAGGGUUUUUUGAGAGGAUCGGGGUUUGUACUUUAUGAACCAUCUUUUGUGCUGAGCUGUUAGUGAGAAUAAGUAACCAAAUCUAAGUUGCAUUUCUGAACCACCAUCAAAUGUGAUGUUGACUCUUCUAGGUCAACGUGAGGUGCAGAUGCUACCUCCUUCCUAUAGCCUUCCCUGACUGGGACACAAGCAGUCCCUCCCUAAGCACCUUUGCUUCCUGGGUUGUAGAAAAGGACAUAAGAGAAAAAGAACAUGCACCACCAUUAUGGUCCCUUUACAGUUCAUCUAGAUAAGUAAUCCUAGACAGAGUGGAGAUAAGACUUGUGUAAAGCCACGGGCGUUGCUUAAAGACACCACUGGAACAGAUCUUAGGGUCCCUCUUGGGUCCACUUCAUUUCAUUAGAAAAGAAAGCAUAGCUGUGGACAAUUUAUGAUGCAGCUUGAUUUAGGUACACCUGGGUUCCAAGCUAGCCACUUCGCGGUUCUGUGGCCAGGGCCAAGUUACCAGAACUUUCUAGACCACAGUUUUCAGCCACCUAGUUAGGGCGAGGUGAGGAGCAGUUAAGUAUAAAACACUCAAGGCUGCGUCCCAGGCUCUUAAUCUAUAGUCGUUAUUUAAAAAAAAAAAAAAAAAACAGAGGCAAGUGCGAGAUUGAUUUUUCCUGCUAGUCGCGUGAACGCCAAAUAAUCGCAGAUCCAGUCGGGUCGGCCCUCCUAAAACGAGCCCUACACCAACGCUGGCGACGACGGUUCCGGGGUCUGGGGCUUAACCUGACGUGGCGGGGCGGGGCUUCCGGCGGGAGGCGGAAGCGGAGCGGGAGGCGCGGGCCCGCAGGUGCGAGUGACAUCAGUGGUCGCCCCGGCGCUACGGGCAUCCCAGGGAGGCGAGGUAGAGCCGGGCUCCGUUGCCGCCUCUCCCGGACCCCGCGACGCCGACCUCCGUGCCAGGAUGGCGCGGGGCGAGCGGCGCCGCCGCGGAGCGCCGGCAGAAGGAGCGCGGACUGCUGAGAGAGCGCCUCGGGGCGGCCCCGCGCGACGGGAUGGCCGGGUUGGCGGGGCCCGUGGCGCGGUUGGGGGAGCGGCUCUGGCCAUCGUGGUCCUGUCUGUGGUCCUGGGCCUGUUGGGAUGCUGGCUGCUGUCGUGGCACCGUGUGCGGCGAGCAGUCACCCUGCACUCCGCGCCCCCGGCGCUGCCUCCAGACUCUUCCAGCCCCGCCGUGGCCCCGGACCUCUUCUGGGGCACCUACCGCCCUCACGUCUACUUCGGCAUGAAGACCCGCAGCUCGAAGCCCCUCCUCACCGGACUGAUGUGGGCGCAGCAAGGCACCACCCCAGGGACCCCUAAGCUCAGGCACACGUGUGAGCAGGGGGACGGCGUGGGUCCCUAUGGCUGGGAAUUCCACGACGGUCUCUCCUUCGGGCGGCAACACAUCCAGGAUGGGGCCUUAAGGCUUACCACUGAGUUCGUCAAGAGGCCUGGGGGUCAGCACGGAGGGGACUGGAGCUGGAGAGUGACUGUAGAGCCUCAGGCCACAGGUACCUCUGCCCUCCCUUUGGUGUCCCUGUUCUUCUAUGUGGUAACAGAUGGGAAGGAAGUCUUAAAGCCAGAGGUUGGGGCCAAGGGGCAGUUGAAGUUCAUCAGUGGACACACCAGUGAACUUGGUGACUUCCGCUUUACACUUCUGGCACCAACCAGUCCAGGGGAUACCACCCCCAAGUAUGGCAGCUACAAUGUUUUCUGGUCCUCCAACCCAGGACUUCCCUUGCUGACGGAGAUGGUGAAGAGUCGCCUAAACAGCUGGUUUCAGCAUCGGCCCCCAGGGGCCUCUCCUGAACGCUACCUCGGCUUGCCAGGAUCUCUGAAGUGGGAGGACAGAGGCCCCAGUGGGCAAGGACAGGGACAAGGGCAAUUCUUGAUACAACAGGUGACACUGAAAGUCCCCUUUUCUGUGGACUUGGUGUUUGAAUCGGGCAGUGCGCGGGCAGGAGGAAACCAAGCCCUGGAGCAGCUGGCAGGCAGUCUGCUGACCCAGGCCCUGGAAAGCCAUGCCGAAGCCUUUACAGAGCGCUUUGAGAAGACCUUCCAGCUGAAGGAGAGGGGCCUGAGUCCUGAGGAGCAGGCUCUGGGUCAGGCCGCUCUCAGUGGCCUCCUUGGUGGGAUUGGCUACUUCUACGGACAGGGUCUGGUAUUGCCAGACGUGGGCGCUGAGGGAUCUGACCAGAAGGUGGACCCAGCCCUCUUUCCACCUGUCCCGCUUUUCACAGCAGUGCCCUCCCGGUCAUUCUUCCCGAGAGGCUUCCUUUGGGACGAGGGCUUUCACCAGCUGGUGGUUCAGCGGUGGGAUCCCCAGCUCACGCGGGAGGCCCUGGGCCACUGGCUGGGGCUGCUCAAUGCUGACGGCUGGAUUGGGCGGGAGCAGGUACUGGGGGAUGAGGCCCGAGCCCGGGUGCCCCCUGAAUUCCUGGUGCAACGGACAGCCCACGCCAACCCUCCAACCCUGCUUUUGCCUGUAGCCCACAUGCUAGAGGGUGGUGACCCAGCCGACUUGGCCUUCCUCCGCAGGGCCUUUCCCCGCCUGUAUGCUUGGUUCUCCUGGCUCCAUCAGAGCCAGGCAGGGCCAGUGCCACUAUCUUACCGCUGGCGGGGACGGGACCCAGCCUUGCCAACCCUACUGAACCCCAAGACGCUGCCUUCAGGGCUGGAUGACUAUCCCCGGGCUUCACACCCUUCAGCCAAUGAGCGGCACCUGGACCUGCGGUGCUGGGUGGCACUGGGUGCCCGUGUGCUGAUGCAGCUGGCAGAGCAGCUGGGAGAGACUGAGGCAGCUGCAGAGUUGGGCCCACUGGCUGCCUCCCUGGAGGCAGAGGAGAGUCUGGAAGAACUGCACUGGGCCCCGGAGCUAGGAGUCUUUGCAGACUUUGGGAACCACACAAAAGCGGUCCAGCUGAAGCCUCGGCCCCCUCAGGGGCUGGUGCGGGUGGUGGGCCGGCCUCACCCUCGCUUACAAUAUGUGGAUGCCUUGGGCUAUGUCAGUCUUUUUCCCUUCCUGCUCCGGCUGCUGGACCCCAACUCAUCCCACCUUGGGCCCCUGCUGGACGUUCUAGCUGACAGCCGCCAGCUCUGGAGCCCCUUUGGUUUGCGCUCCCUUGCAGCAUCCAGCCCCUUUUAUAGGCAGCGCAACUCAGAGCAUGAUCCUCCCUACUGGCGGGGUGCUGUGUGGUUCAACGUCAACUACCUGGCCUUGGGGUCUCUUCACCACUAUGGGCAUCUGCAGGGUCCCCACCAGGCGCGUGCUGCCAAGCUCCAUAGAGAGCUCCGUGCCAAUCUGAUAGGCAACGUGUGGCGGCAGUACCAGGCCACGGGCUUCCUGUGGGAGCAGUACAGUGACCAGGAUGGGCGGGGCAUGGGCUGCCGCCCUUUCCAGGGCUGGACCAGCCUUGUCCUACUGGCCAUGGCUGAAGACUACUGAGGAUGGAUGGAGGAUGGGAGGGGAGCCAGGCCCCUUGUGCACUCUGGACUAGAGGGACAAGGUCUCUCACUUGUGCCCCCCACCCUCACAUACCAGUGCUUCAGACCCUCAGCAGCUCAUCUCAGGUGUCUCCUUACUGUCAUCCCACAUAGCCCUGGGGUGAAUGUGAAUGCAGAGUCUAUUUUUCUAAAUAAACUAGAAAACAUGCCAAA